This is a messenger RNA of Brienomyrus brachyistius, 957 nucleotides long. It is a transcript of the gene xgb, whose product is annotated as x globin. Lineage: Eukaryota; Metazoa; Chordata; Actinopteri; Osteoglossiformes; Mormyridae. The transcript is spliced from 5 exons. The record is from RefSeq and is a predicted model, not a curated record. Gene Ontology annotation, molecular function: oxygen binding; heme binding. Bases 238 to 840 code for a protein of 200 amino acids.
UUUCGUUUGCAUCGAACGCAUGUUAUAUUCAAAGACAAACGUACCUAUUCGUUAUAUUCCCCCCUCCCAAAUAAUACAAGGUAGGAGCCCCUAAUAAAGCGAUGGUUACGGUUUUCGGUUCGGACACUCCUUCCCCCGACGCACACAUGUCAUACGGCUAAGCUGCUUGCCACCGAAGAACAUCUGUACCGUCGCUUUCAUUAGAGGUGCGCCGUUCGCGGGAGCACAUCGCGGAUCAUGGGCUGCGCGAUAUCGGGACUGGGUCUAGCGCCGAAGUCGGGGAAAGGAAUGAGGCAGGCAGAGCCCGCAGCCACGCGUCUGAGUCCGCAACAGAUCGACAUGAUCCAGGAGUCCUGGAAAGUUAUCCAGGAAGACAUCGCCAAAGUCGGGAUUAUCAUGUUCGUCAGGUUGUUUGAGACACAUCCCGAAUGCAAAGACGUCUUCUUCCUGUUCCGAGACGUGGAGGACCUGGAACGGUUGCGGACUAGCAAGGAGCUGCGAGCUCACGGACUCCGGGUGAUGUCUUUCAUUGAGAAGUGUGUGGCCAGACUGAACCAGCUGGAUCGCCUGGAGCAGCUCGCCCUGGAACUGGGGAGAACCCAUCACCGCUACAAUGCUCCUCCCAAGUACUACGGGUACGUGGGGGCGGAGUUUAUCUGUGCCGUCCAGCCAAUCCUGAAGGAGAAGUGGACCCCAGAGCUGGAGCAUGCAUGGCAGACUCUCUUCCUGUACGUCACUGGGAUCAUGAAGCGAGGGUACCAGGAGGAGGAGGAGAAUUACAGCACCUCCAGGGGGACCUCCAAGCAAGAGAGACCUCAGAGGAUAAACACAGCCCUUUAGUGGACCUCAGUCACCCCAUCGUCAAUCAACCAUGACUACGCUUCCUGUGUAUAUACUGUAUUCAUUUUUUUUUAUCCAUUUUAUGCGAUGUGUCUUUAAACAGGUGAUUUUAUUUAG